GAAUGUAAAUAAUAAGAUUAUAUAAUGGCAUUAUUUUGUGAAGGUUCCUUGUGUAAACAAAGCAAGCUGCUCUGCAGAAUCUUUCACAAUACAGAAUAAGUGAAGAACUCAAUGGCUGAACAAACAAAUAUGUAUCCUCAUGUGCUCAUAUUCCCAAUGCCUGUGCAAGGCCACAUAAACUCCAUGUUCAAACUAACUGAACUUCUCUGCAUUGCCAACAUCCAUGCCACUUACCUCCUCACUGUCGAAACUCAUGCACGUCUCCUGGCCAACACAAACGUUGUCUCCAGCUACACUAAGUAUCCAGGUUUUCGGUUCCAGACAUUGCCUGAAAGCGUCUCGGGUGGAAAUGCAGAGUCCAAGGAUUUUAUACACAACUUGUACGAAUCCAUGAAAACUGCAAAAGGAUUUCUUAGAGAUUUGGUGAUUAGUGAAGGCUUAAAGAAGCCGGUGACUUGUAUUAUUGCGGAUGGUGUCAUGAGAUUUACGCUUGAUGUUGGGGAAGAGAUUGGUGUUCCUGUUAUGUAUUUUCGUACAAUUAGUGCUUGUUCAUUUUGGUCUUACUUUUGCAUGAACAAACUCAUUGAGGCAGGGGAUUGUCCUUUUAAAGGAGAUGAUAUGGACCUCCCGAUCAAGAGUGUACCAGGCAUGGAAAGUUUUCUCAGGCAGCGUGAUCUGCCAAAAAUGUUUCGAGUUGCUGAUAGAAAUGAUAGGAGUUUCCAGAUGAUGUUUACCGAAACUCAGCAAACUGUUCGAGCUCAGGCAUUGAUACUGAACACGUUUGAGGAUCUUGAAGGACCCAUUCUUUCUCAGAUUCACACUCGGAUUCCAAACAUCUACACAAUUGGACCACUUCAUGCUCACCUCAAGGUCCACACCGAGCUGGAAACAGAGUCCACCACAUUGUCCCAAUCAAACAGUUUAUGGGAAGAAGACAGGAGCUGCAUCAAGUGGCUAGAGGACCAGCCAAUGAAGUCGGUGAUAUAUGUCAGUUUUGGAAGUCUUGCGAUGGUUACAAAAGAGCAGCUCAUGGAAUUUUGGCAUGGUCUGGUCAAUAGUGGUCACAGAUUCUUGUGGGUGAUCCGACCUGACUCCAUCACUGGUGCAGAGGGUAGCCAAGAGAUUCCUGCAGAGCUGGAGGAGGGAACAAAGGCAAGAGGUCAUAUGGUAAAUUGGGCUCCCCAAGAAGAGGUUCUAGCUCACCCUGCAAUAGGUGGAUUUCUGACUCAUAGUGGAUGGAACUCAACUUUGGAAAAUAUAUGUGAAGGGGUGCCAAUGAUUUGUUGGCCAUAUUUUGCAGAUCAACAGAUCAAUAGCAGAUUUGUUGGAGAGGUUUGGAAGAUUGGGUUGGACAUAAAAGACACUUGCGAUAGAUGUACUAUCGAGAAAUCUGUCAAAGAUCUCAUGGGGGAUAGGAAGGAAGAGUUUGCAAAAUCAGCCAAGGAGAUGGCUACAUUAGCUAGCAAAGCUGUCAAUGAGGGAGGAUCAUCGCGCUCUAAUCUGAACAGGUUGAUUGAAGACAUUCAGUCGAUGUGUGUUCAGUCACAGCAGGCCAAAACUCCGAUUUCAUAAAAUUAAGUACUCAAGCAUUUAUAUUAUCUUCUUAAUCAUAUAAUUACGAAACUUGGCAUUAGAAACCUUCUUUUUUAUGUUGCUUCCUUCCCAUAUGUAGUCAUGCUGCUUCAGAAGCCUUGGCACCAGCAAAAUGGGGACAACAUCCCCGGCCAAUAAAUAAAUAUGAUUUAUUAU
This is a messenger RNA of Daucus carota subsp. sativus, 1749 nucleotides long. Its product is annotated as 7-deoxyloganetic acid glucosyltransferase-like. Gene Ontology annotation, molecular function: UDP-glycosyltransferase activity. The coding region runs from base 112 to 1572 and encodes 486 amino acids. Lineage: Eukaryota; Viridiplantae; Streptophyta; Magnoliopsida; Apiales; Apiaceae. The transcript is spliced from 2 exons. The record is from RefSeq and is a predicted model, not a curated record.